Molecule: messenger RNA, 2920 nt
Organism: Malaclemys terrapin pileata
Lineage: Eukaryota; Metazoa; Chordata; Testudines; Emydidae
Gene: LOXL1
Product: lysyl oxidase like 1
Exons: 7
Coding region: 326-2152 (608 amino acids)
Biological process (GO): peptidyl-lysine oxidation
Molecular function (GO): copper ion binding; protein-lysine 6-oxidase activity
Source: RefSeq, a predicted model, not a curated record
UCCCUGCUCGGGACAUAGCAGCAAUGUGAAAACCACUCACGGAGAAGCCCUGCAAACUUUACUGAAGCCUUGAGACCAAAAGCCGCUCUUUUCCUCCUUUCAUCUCCCAAGUCAAUUCCACAUAUGUUGGCCUGGCCAUGCAGCCUGCGGGAGAGCUGUGCAGUUUAGAACAGGCCAGGAAUGGACAGAGUUAGAGCUGUUCACAUCAAGAAGCAGCGGUAGAGGCUCUGGAGAGAGGAACAGCUGGCAGAGGCCAUCCAGGCUGCCUCUUUGGUUUGGUUUUGCAAAUACUAGCCAUUAAAGCAUCCGUUCCUCUUUGGCCACAAUGACGGCUUGUGGCUUAUGGGACUGGUGGGCUGUGAUGGGCUGCGGGGUUUUUCUGCUGGUCCACGGGCAGCAGCCACAGAGCAGCAACACAGACGGCAACCGGUGGAGGCAGAUGAUCCAGUGGGAGAACAAUGGCAGGGUGUACAGCCUCUUGAACACAGGGUCUGAGUAUGUGCCCGCUGGCCAGGAGCCGGCGGAUGGCAGCACCAGGGUCCUGCUAGCCGACACCCCGAGGAGCCAAAGCAGAAGGGGACAGGGGAACCUCAGGAGGCAAGCGCCAACCUUGCCAGUCAGGGCGGGCUCAGACACCAUCCGGGGCCAGACGCGGCAUCCAUUCGGCUUUGGCCAAGUCCCGGAGAACUGGCGUGAAGGGCCCGUCGGAGACAGCACCAGCUCCCAACGGAUCAGGCCAUCCACCAGCUGGCAACGACAGACCAGCUCCUCUGCUGCUGCCGUCGCCGCCUCUUCUUCGUUCUCACACUCCUCCUUUGGGCAGCCCUCCUACUCACAGUUCCCCUUCCCCCAUCCCCCUUUUGGGAACCAGCAUGAGCCCUAUGAUGCCCAGGUGUCUCGGAGCUAUGACGAAGGCUACCUAUACUACCGAAGCACAGGAAACGGAGGGGGUGCUGUUGCAUCAGCUGCUGCUGGUGUCGGUGUCCUAUACCCCUUCCAGUCCAGGGCACAGCAUGAGGAGUAUGGGGAGGACCAGAAUCCCUACCGAGCCCAAGGCUACUAUCCUGCUCCAGAGAGGCCCUAUGUGGCAGUGCCCCCACAGCCCCAGCCCGCUGAUGGGCUGGAUAGGAGGUACUCCCACAGCUUGUAUCAUGACACUGGUGCCACCGCAGAGCAAGGCUUCCAAGAGCCUUAUUCGGCAGCUCAGAACCAGCAGCCAAUGGGACAACGGGUCCCCGCUAUGGACAACUUACAGCUCAGCCCAAGGUCCCCUUUGGGGGCCAGCCCCGGGUAUGGAACUGACCCACGAUUGGGGCAAUACCCCCCUUAUGGUAAUGUGCCACUGGAGCCCUAUGUCCCGCCCCACAACGUGGAACCCCAGCCACCUUUCCGGAGCUUGGAUCCCUAUGGGUCUCCACGACCCGAACCCUACCUUCCUGUGAGGAGCCCGGAAGCCCCACAAGUGAUAUCUGACAACCAAGCCCGGGUCAGCGUGGGCAGUGUUUACAGACCCCCUCAGAAUGGACGGGGCCUCCCUGACUUAGUACCUGAUCCAAACUAUGUCCAGGCCUCCACCUACAUCCAGAGAGCUCACCUCUAUUCUCUUCGCUGUGCUGCUGAGGAAAAGUGCCUCGCCAGCACUGCCUACACCCCCGAGGCCACCGACUAUGACAUCCGGGUGCUGCUGAGGUUCCCGCAGCGGGUGAAGAACCAGGGCACAGCAGAUUUCCUGCCCAACCGCCCCCGCCACAACUGGGAGUGGCACAGCUGCCACCAGCACUACCACAGCAUGGACGAGUUCAGCCACUACGACCUGCUGGAUGCGCCCACGGGGAGGAAGGUGGCCGAGGGCCACAAGGCUAGCUUCUGUCUGGAGGAUACCACCUGCGACUUUGGGAACCUGAAGCGCUAUGCCUGCACUUCACAUACCCAGGGCUUGAGUCCCGGUUGCUAUGACACCUACAAUGCUGACAUCGAUUGCCAAUGGAUUGACAUAACAGACAUUCAGCCUGGAAAUUACAUCCUAAAGGUUCAAGUGAACCCCAAGUACAUGGUGCUGGAGUCAGACUUCACAAACAAUGUUGUGAGGUGCAAUAUUCACUAUACUGGACGCUACGUUGCCACUACAAACUGCAAAAUUGCCCAGUCUUGAUCCAAACAGGGAGGGACGCAUGACACCUGACCCCACCUCCCAACCCAAAUUCAACACUUUCAAGAUGGUGCUUGAGAUGUCCGCUUCUGGGGUGCAUGAUACAGUGGGGUAUAAAACGUUUCUCCAUUCCAGUAGCCCCUAGAAACCAAAAAAGUAUUUCUCAAUUUUAAGAACAUGAGGGAAAUGAGUGAUUAUUUUAAAUAUUUUUAUACUUUUCUUCAAUCUUGGGGCUUUUCUCUGUUUCCAAGUGGAGUUUGCUGAUGAUUUAGGUUAAAUAAAACAAAGGUUAUUACUGUACCAGGCACUACCAGUAUCUGCAGAUUACAUGCUAUAUCGGUAGAUAGCUCUAUAGUCUAAACUGUGCCCAGCUGUACAAUAUGGGGCUGUAUUUUUGUGCAGGCUUGCUAGUGACGUUACAAAUCCUAGUCCCCAGCCUCACAGUAAGAAUACAGCUGUGAUCUGGGUGUAUUUUAUUAUUUAUAAUCUGACACCAAUGCACCCCAAAUAGGAACUAAGGUGAAAAGUUUCAAAUGCGACUUCUGGUUUUGUCUAUGUUCUUGAGUGCUCAGUCUAAGACUUCUUGGGUCUGAUUGUCAGAGGUACUGAGCACCUGCAGUUCCCAUUGCCUUCAGCUGGAAUAGUGGGUAUUCAGGGCUUCUGAAAUCAAGCCCAAAUUGUUCUGCUUUAGGAUACCUAACAUUUAGCCAAAUCUCUAGGGCUAAAAUCUGCUCUCAGUAACUGUAAUGUUAAUAAAAAGUUAUUUUAUUA